This is a messenger RNA of Pelodiscus sinensis (Chinese soft-shelled turtle), 6111 nucleotides long. The record is from RefSeq and is a predicted model, not a curated record. Lineage: Eukaryota; Metazoa; Chordata; Testudines; Trionychidae.
GAGUUAGCUGAUGCUUUUUAUUUUAUUGAAGCGGGAAUGGCAAAGUUAGAGGAGCAAGAUCCUGAUACAGAGAGGUUUGAAAAAGUUUACCGUACAGUUACCGAAGGUCUGAGAUGCUAUGGGGCUAUUUAUGAUGAGGAAAAAAAAAGCUUUGUCUGCACAAAAUGAUUCAGAAACACCAAAAUGCUUCAGUUUGUCACUUCAGCAUUCAGCAGUGCCUGUCUUUGGGUGCUGCAGUUUCUUAUAGGAGCCAUUGUGCUUUUAAAUCCACAUGCAGAGACAAAUCAUCUGGAAAAUUGGUAUUCUGCAAUGAAGCUAGAGUACAGUGUGUAGUGCAAACUUGGGGGCACUUUGCAAAGGGGUUCCCAAAACACCUUGUGUCCUCUUACGCAGACACACACACACACAAGCUGCUUAUAACAUUUUCAAUAUCUUUUAAAGAUUUGAUGCAGGGUUAUGGAAAAAAUACGGCUCUGUCCUUCGUUACCUGAAUAUCACUGGAUUACUCCUGAGCUCAGCUACUAAAGGGUAUCAAUGACCAGUUUAGAAAUAUUUCAGAAGGGUGCACUGCAAAAGCUCUUCACCUCUGCUUACAAAGAGGUCACAUCUCUGAAGGCUAUUAUUUCAUCAGUAGUGCUGCUAUAAAUAUAGCCCAUAGGGCUAGCUUGCCUUUCUUAUAUUCUGCCUUUCUUACAUUCAGCAGUAAUGGAGGGAACCUGCAGGCCUUUCUCCUGAAAGACAUUGGCUUCUGGCUUGAGGCCUAUGAACUUUGCCAAAAAUAAAUGGCCCAAUAGUAACCGCCAGCUGGAAAUAGAAUGUGUAGAGAGGGGGAAUUUUGUUCAUAAUAACACUGGCCACCCACAGGACCAUAAGCUGACAUGAACAUCCACAAAUGAUUGAUCACAACGGUGCCAUGGCAAUGAAUUAGCAUAUAUGAUAAGUUGAGGUCAUCAGUAUCCUGUUGAGAUCACCUUAGAAUUAGAAUGAGGCAUAAGUGCUGACUCUGUGGGUACUCCAGGGCUUAGCAUCCCCUGGCAGUUGGCUCCCUGCCCUUCCCCCAAAGUGUCUCCUGCCCAAUGUGAUCAGCUUUAUCUUCCCUGGAGCACAGACCACAAAGUAUAUGGAAAUUGCCUCCUCCAUCAAUGUGGAGGAACAGGGGCAGAUGAGGAUUUUGCAGGGCCCAGGGCAGCACAAUUUUGCAGGGCCCCCCCUUUGACACGGCGCAUGUGCCCUGCCCUAUAUCCGCCACUGUGGAGGAAGGUACACACGGUUUUCACACACUCUCGUUAGAGAUUACAUAACCUGGAUUAUAUUACAAAUAAGAAAUAAAUGUAUUAACUAAAAAAGGUGUAUUUUAAGUGGUUAAAGAGAUAGCAAACAGAACAAAGCAGAUUAUUAAGAAAUAAUACAAAGCUUGAAAACUAAGCUAGAUUGACUAAAUAAACCAGUUACAAAUAAAUAAUAAUUCCUCACUCUAGAUAUUGUUUUAGGUAGAGUCCUUCACAGGCAAGCGACAUCUUUCUAGCCUGGGUCCAAUACUCCCUGCCUUCUCUAGUUCAAGACCUUUUGUUUCCAGAUGUUUUCAAAGGUUUUAUUUUUGUAUUUGUUAAUUGUUGUGGGGAGGCAGAGGAAAAGCACAUUGAAGACCUUAAUUGUUUUCCUCCCCUGCCUUAUAUGGAAUUUUCAUAAGGUGGAAAUUCUUUGUUUGAUUCUCCUACCUCAUAAUGGAACAGUCUAGCAAAUCAAGAUGCAGGUUAGUAUCAGGUGACCAGGUCACCUGACUCUGUAGCAUCAGAACAUCUAUGAGUCAUUGGCAGUAUGGGGUGCUCACAGGAAGGCCAGGCCUUUCCACAGUUUGUUGUCCUCACUAAUGGGCUGUCUGCCCUGUCUGACUUUCCACUAUAGUACCUGAAGUGUUAGCAGGAGACAUCACACAAAGUAGCAUAGGUUGUCCAGCACUCUUGUCUGGCAACAUCCAUGGUCUGGCAUGAUUUUAGUUAGCUGGAUGUCCACUCACCAUGAGUGUGGCCAAUUUUCCCAUGGACCCAUAAAAAUUGUUUAUAGCCAUCAGCCUGGCUCUUAGUGUUCUUAGCUGUUAUUUAGCUCUAAUGGACCCCUCAGUGUCUUCUAACAGCCCAGUCAGCAGUGGAAGUGUUGGUAAUGCUACUAGAAAAUAUUGACCUCCUGUAGUCUGGCAAAUUCUCUAGUUUGGCACCAGUGAGGUUCUGAGAGUGCCGGACUAGAGAGGUUCAACCUGCACUAGUAAUUAAAAUGUCAGAGUUGCAUGUAAUUAUGGGGACAUGGGGAGGUCAGACAGUAGGGUUCAAAAAUGAUUAAGUCAAAACAUACAAAGUAAAUAUACACAAGUCAAACUCUGACAAGUCCUCAAGCAACAUUUUUCUUACAUUCCCUUUCUGUAUGUUUUGAUUAUUAUUGAUUGAACUAUUUUUGUCAGUUUGUGUGUGUACUUUGAAAUUGACAUUUACCAACAUUUAUAAUUAAAAAUUAGGGCUAUCAAUUAAUCAUAGUUAAGUAAUUAACUAAAAAAUGAAUCAUGAUUUUAAAAGUCAAUCACAAUUAACUGCAGUUUAACCAUACUGUUAAACAAUAAAAUACCAACUGAAAUGUAUUAAGUACUAGAAGAUUUACCUGGGAUUGCUUGGGUUCUUCAGGACUAGGUGUGUGGGUGCAGGAGUUAGGGCAGGGGGUUGGGAGGUGUGGGAAGGGACUCAGGGUAGUGUGUGGGGAUGCAGGAGUUAGGGCAAGAGGCUCAGAGGGGUUGGGUGAUUGGAGGGUGGUGAAGCACUGGAACAGGUUGCCAAGGGAGGUGGUAGAACUCCAUCCCUAGAGGUAAGUCCCAUCUUGACAAAGCUCUGGCUGGGAUGAUUUAGUUGGGGUUGGUCCUGCUUUGGGCAGGGGGUUGGUCUCCAUAACCUUCUGACAUCUCUUCUAGUCCUAGGAUUCUAUGUUUGUUUCAUGGCUGGGGCUAGCAAGUUUGUACCUGUAGAUGCUGUGUUUCUAAUUGUGCUGGGAAAAGGAGUUCAUGUCCCCUUGGGAUCUUACAAUGCACACAGAACCUUGAAACCCUGGCAGCAUUGGGACUGUCUGAGGAAGGGAGGAAUGUCUGCUCACUGUGAGCCUUCUGCCACACCAGGGCAAUGUUUUCUCUGUCAUGAGUGUAUGACUGGACCGAAGGCAUAGUCGGCUUAGCUACUCAGUACACUCCUUUUAAAUGAUCAAGUGUUUGUAAAUAUGUAAGUUUGACUCGAAAUUUCAACACAUUAUAUUAUUAUAAUAACUACAUCGUUCUUGUGUGGAUUGUGCCCCAUACGUUACUGAAACAUUCUUUAAUGUGAUGUUUGGUGUGGAAUUCCUCUGUGUCUGAGGAAUCAUUUCAGAGACACGCAGCAAAUGAACAUGGAACAUUUCCGGUCCACACUCAAAUAUUGGUGUAAAUGGUAAAUGACAAGAUGAUGUUUCUAAAUGACUGUGCUAAAAGGAGCAUCCAGAUUCACCAAGCCCCUUCCUGUUCAUUUCUGAUUAGGCAUUUGUUCUGUGGGAAGGGAUGAAGCCAUGAAAUCAUUUCUGCAGUGCCAAGCGUGAUGCAAUCCCAGAGCACUGAGUAAAAAUAGAAUGUCAAUGUUGUUUUUCUUUCUGUUGUGCAGGUGGAUGUGAUGUCUCCCAGGGACAGAGUCAAUGUCUCCAAACCCAUCAGUGGAAUCUGGAGAGAGAAGGAAGGACAGUCUCUCCCCUGGUGGGAAGGUGGCCUUGCAAUUUGAGUUACGAGGACAUGAAGAGAGAGUCUCAGAGGAACGGAAAGAGGCUUCAACUUGUGUCCGUAAAGAGGCUGAAAACCCUGUGCUUAGGAGAAACUAUGGCUCUCCGCAUCACAAGCUGGCAGAUGCGACAUUCUUGAGUGGCAGGCUUCAGGGUCUGACAGCUGUGAAAGAUGCCAUGGAGUCUCAAAGGAGAAGGAAGGACAACGUCUCCCCUGGAAAGAAUGUGGUCCUGCAGCCUGAGUUCCAGGGAUAUGAAGGGUGGAGACGCGCCCAGCUCUAUGCAGGCUGCAGAACACCCAUGUCUUGCUCCAGUGCGGCCCAUGGCCUGCAGAGCCAGGGAAAGAAAAUGGCUGUGGCAGAGCCGGUGACCUUCGAGGAGGUGGCUGUGUAUUUCUCUGAGGAGGAAUGGGCUCUGCUGGACGCGGGUCAGAGAGCUCUCUACUGGGAUGUGAUGCAGGAGAAUUAUGAGGCUGUGAACUGGCUGGGGUUUUCCUUUAGGCUCAGCACAGAAAAUUACUCCUGUCUAGAUUAUCUCUCUAUUCCAGCAGGUGAUGGGACGCUGAGGGAGAACAGUGAGGAGAGUCUUCUUCAGGAAGGACAGGAACAAGUAUCUCUAUGUGAGAUGCUAUUGGAAAGAUCUGAAGGGCAUGUUUUCCAGAGACGUGAGCAGGGAGAGACCUGUGAGAGUGAGCAUAGCCCAGAAAGACAGCAACAAAUCCAUCUGGUUCAGGGGCUGAGUAAAUCUACUCACAAGAGAAGAAGAGUAAAAAGAAACACAGAAACAGUUCAACAGAAAAUCGACCAUCAAAAGGGACCCAGUACUUCCAGUGACUGUGGGGAAAUCUUCCAAUGUAGACAGGCCAUAAUUGUACACCAGAGUAUACACUCAGGGGAGAAACCCUUCAACUGCUCUGACUGUGGGAAAAGCUUCAGUGAGAGGUCAAGCUUUGUUAGGCAUAGGAGAAUCCACACAGGAGAGAAACCCUUCAACUGUUCUGAAUGUGGGAAAAUCUUCAGUCAGAACACACACCUCGUUCGACAUCAGAAAAUCCACACAGGCGAGAAGCCCUUUGACUGCUCUGAUUGUGGGAAAAGCUUCAGUCGGCGCUCAAAUCUUACUAGUCAUCAGAAAAUACACAGAAAGGAGAAACCCUUUAACUGCUCUGACUGUGGGAAAAGCUUUAGUCGGCGCUCACAUCUUAUUAGUCAUCAAAGAAUACACACAGAGGAGAAACCUUUUGACUGCUCUGACUGUGGGAAAAGCUUCAGUUGGCGCUCAAGCCUUAGUAAACAUCAAAUAAUGCACACAGAGAGAGACUAUAACUGCUCUGACUGUGGCAAAAGCGUCUGUCAAAGUGCAGACCUGAAUCUACACCAGAGAGAAACUUUCUGCUGCUCUGAUGGCAAAACCUUCAGUCAGAAUGCAAACCUCAUUGAAUAUCAAAGAAUCAACAUAGGCGAGGAACUGUAUAACCUAAGUCCUCUUUAAGCUGCAUGGCCAUGUGUAGCAAUCUAUUAAGUGCUGUGGUGGAAAGAGAUGCCUCUAUGCACUAACUUGUGGCCAGUGGACUAGUAGCUAUCCCAUGACCAGUAGCUAUUCCAUGGCCCCAGCCCUAGAGUUGUCAUGGCAGGGAGAGGUGCCUCUCCCCCUCCUUACAACCACCUGAGUUGGGGGAAAGAGAGCUGGUGGGAAUCUUCUUUCCCCAUUGUAGCCCUUCAGUAGACUGUACCUCAAACCUCUCAUUUUUAGUGCACCCCAAAACCCACACUUCUAGCUUUUCUCCCAUUCUGUCCCAGCCCUGUACCCCCUUCCUACAAUCCAACCACCCAAGGCCCACCUCUACCACAUGAAUUUUGUUCUGUGCAUCAAUAGGUAUGUUAUGCAUUCCCUCCAUUUUGGUGCCCAUUACAAAUUCAUUCCGCACAUGUGUGGGAAAAAUUGGAUGGAACACUGUAUAGCUGCCCUGAGUAUGAGAGAAGCUUCAGUGAACACUCACACCCUAUUGCACAUCAGACAGUUCACAUAAGACAGAACCUCUAUAAUUGCUUUGACAGAAAGCAAAGGUUCAAUUCAGAGAACACAAAGAGGAGAGACCCUAUUUUAAUGUAAUAGGGUUUUCUGGGGGCACCACGGAACAGAUCAAAUCAGGUGAAUUGCUUAGAGACAGGGCUACUUACAACUGAGACGGAGCGGGCUGUGUCUGGGCACAGCUGAGGGCGUCCUCUCAGGGUGAAUUGCUCAAAUCCAGGGCUCCUUACAGCCCCCAGACUGGUGACCUCUCCAAACAGGCCACAAACCAGUCCCACAGAGCGCUUCCGCCGCCUGCCUGAA